CUACGGAAAAUUCGCAUAAUGAACACUGGAAUAAACGGUUAUGCCUCUUGGAUCCCAUGAGCUCUCCAUGAAAAAGUCUAAGACCACAUGAAUUUUGGCCUUAAACUUUUUUGCUAAAUAUUACACAAAAAUGCCUGGUGAUGUUAUCAUAUUUCCCCACAUCGUAAUAUUUUUGGGUGACAGGUCCCAACAUCAAAGAACUGGCUUAACGAGUGAGGCAAAAAGUUUUAGGCGGUUUUUAAACACAUGGUUUCCUUUUGCCAGUUAUGACUAUAGAACGACGGAGAACACCGACCGUCUACAGCAAUAAUCCUUAGCACUUGAGGAGAGUCAGAUAAAACUGUAUAUAUACGAAAUUGUGAACAACCGUUCGCUCGCGUAAACAAGGCCAAAGCAGCGACUUAUUGGUCAGUCUGGUACUUCGGAGUUAGAUAUCAAGAUAUAUAUAGGCUUUAUAUCAAAAUGUGUUCCAUUUAUUGACGCUUCUGGACAUCUAAGCUAAUGUGAAAAAGCGAAAAGCAGAUUUGUCAUUUUGUUCAAGUAACCUCUGAAACGGUAAAAACUAUAACGACGUAAAUGGUGCGUUAGUCAGACUGCAACUUGCCGAAUGAGCAUGUCGACCCGGAAGUCCCGAACAACAUGACAGCGCCCGCGAUGGUGAAUAACGAGUAGAUCAACAAGAUCUCCAAUCUUCGAUACAGUCAGAAAUCUUAUUUUGCUUUACUGCGAUGGGGUGACUCUGUCGUUUGAGUGCGUAGAACCGCUGAUGAAAGGAACCAGGAAAGGGCGUAUCUACCUGACUACUCACCGAAUGAUCUUCAGAUCUAAUGAUGAUUCAAAAGGCCUUGUUUCAUUCUCGUUCCCAUUCUACACAAUUCACGACCUUGGACUCGAACAGCCGGUAUUUGGAGCCAACUACAUCAAGGGUAAAGUUAAGGCAGAACCUGGAGGUAAUUGGACUGGCGCGGCGAAUUUCAAAUUAACCUUCAAGGAUGGCGGAGCUAUCGAAUACGGACAAGCCUUAAUAGCUGCUGUACAAGCUACGUCCAGGUACAUAGGUGAAAUUCCCCCGUAUCCAUUAAGGCCACCAACGCAAUACCCAUACGUCAAUGCCAUGCCUGGCGCGUACAUGGCUCCACAGGGUCCCGCGCCCUAUGGUUUUUACAUUCCCACUAAUGUUUUCCCUGAGCAUCCACCAGCGAAUCAAGUGUACACAGUAGAACAACCUCCUCCCUAUCCUGGUGUCAUGGGAACGGCGGGAUCCUCAGAACUGGGACCACCACCAGCCUACGUGGCUCCACCACCAGCUUACGUAACCCCUAACAGCGGGACUGCUUACGCGCAUGCUUCUGCCCCGGACCAACCGGCAACCAAUCGCGAUAAUAAUCAGGGAUUUUACCCCACGUUCGAGUCAAAGACAGCGUAAACUGCAGCACACGAGCUACUUUUAGUGGAGACCCUUUCGGCUACGGACUACUUUAUACGGUGGCUUUUAUUCUCAUCAUAACAGUUGAUCUUUUGCUUCCGUGGUGACAUUGAGUCUGGUGAAGAGAACAAUCAUGUCAAGACUUUUCCAAAGAUACGGGGACACUACAAAACGUCAAUGCGGAAUCAGAUAUUGCAACGAUUGUGCAAUACUGCUGCAGGAUUGUUCUGCUGCACAAAUAAAUUUGAAGGUUAAUGUAUGUUUUUGCUUAACGUCAGAAAGCUGUUAUGCAGAGUUUGUUAGAAAAAGAAAUACUAAAUAUCAUUUUUAUUUAAGACACGGUACAAUUGAGGCAGCGGAAAAGCCGUACACAGAGAUAUUUUACGGAAAAUGUUUGCAACAAGAACAAAUCGUAAGCAAAAAUAUUUGAUUGUCAAUUAAUAUUUUGGCGACAGAAAAAGCUACGGAAUCCUAAUAAAAUGCGUAACUUCGUAUACUAAUUCUUGUGGUGCGACUGCACUAUGCCUACCAAAGGUUGCCGUGUAAGAAAAACGCACUACUAUUUUAGACAACCAAUCCUGUUAUUAAUUCAUACAUUUACAAAGAACAAAGCUGCUGAGCGAACCUCGUGUCACAGCGCAAUAGGCGCACUAACCGCAUAGCUUCAAGAGAGUAUAUAAUGAAAGAAAGCAUAUAUUUACAUUUUAACCGGUGCAGCAUCGAUACGGUCGAUGUUAGCAGAGUCGGUAUACAUAUGUAUGUGAUGCAUUGGUCUAAAUAUCGUAGUCGUCUGAAUAUCAUGUACGUCACUACGUUGUUAAUAACUUCGUGCUUUCAAAAAACAGAUGACAAUUUACGAAAUAGGUGUUUCUCCAAUGACAGUGUGUUCGUUUCAUUUCGGGGUGGCUUACGCGUAUUAUCCAUCUUUACGCGAUAAGUUGCCAACAUCGGACACACCGGAAUUGGAAAUAAAUGAUCAAAGCUUUACAAUCGUUAUGGUAGUUUUUUGGAGUUAGUAGACAAUAAAUCAGUAUACAGAGAGUUUCAGCUUCCACAAUGUGAACAACUAUA
Messenger RNA from Varroa destructor (honeybee mite), 2497 nucleotides. RefSeq names its product WW domain binding protein 2 (gene Wbp2). NCBI's taxonomy places the organism in Eukaryota, Metazoa, Arthropoda, Arachnida, Mesostigmata, Varroidae. Gene Ontology annotation, cellular component: nucleus. Gene Ontology annotation, biological process: positive regulation of DNA-templated transcription. Gene Ontology annotation, molecular function: transcription coactivator activity; chromatin DNA binding. The record is from RefSeq and is a predicted model, not a curated record.